Molecule: messenger RNA, 1582 nt
Organism: Salvia hispanica
Lineage: Eukaryota; Viridiplantae; Streptophyta; Magnoliopsida; Lamiales; Lamiaceae
Product: RHOMBOID-like protein 1
Biological process (GO): proteolysis
Cellular component (GO): membrane
Molecular function (GO): serine-type endopeptidase activity
Source: RefSeq, a predicted model, not a curated record
AAAAAGGACUUGAGUCCAAGCAAAGAAGAGGCUUGCUUGCAGCGUCGGCAGAUGAAAAGGUACUACUGUACUAAUAAGCAAAAUAUUUACAGAAAAGGAAAAAAGAGAGAGGAAAACGGUUAAAACAGUUGACCGAACCAUCUCCUCCUCCUCCUUCACCUCCAUCGCCGGCCACCCACCCCACCAACCUUCUUCUCCAUAUUCAAGCCUACUCAAACAAAUUUAAACCCACCAAAAAUCCUUUUCUCUGCAUAUAUCUCCGAUCCCAAAAUGGACAAUGCCGCCAACAGCAUACAGGUUCGAGUCCACUCACGGCGGGGAAGCAACAUGAUCCACCCCGUUUCCAUCGAGUCUCCGUCGCCAUCACCUGCCGCUCCCGUCGUCUACAGAGAAGUUAAGCAUUUCAAGAAAUGGUUCCCGUGGCUCAUACCUUUCUUCAUAGUUGUAAACACGGUGAUGUUUAUUAUAACAAUGGCUGUCAAUAAUUGCCCCAAGAAUUCCGUCUCCUGCCUUGCUCCCUUUUUGGGGAGGCUUUCCUUUCAGCCCUUCAAGGAAAAUCCCCUUCUUGGCCCUUCCUCCUCCGCGUUGGAGAAGAUGGGGGCUCUAGAUGUGGGUAAAGUUGUACAUCAACAUCAAGGAUGGAGGCUUAUCACCUGUAUGUGGUUACAUGGCGGAGUUUUUCACUUGCUCGCCAAUAUGUUGAGUCUGUUGGUCAUUGGCAUCCGACUUGAGCGAGAAUUUGGAUUCGCGAAAAUCGGUUUGCUUUAUCUCAUUUCUGGAUUUGGUGGAAGUCUUCUAUCUGCUCUUUUCAUUCAAUCAAAUAUAUCAGUUGGUGCUUCUGGUGCUCUCUUUGGAUUGUUGGGAGGAAUGCUGUCGGAGCUUAUUACUAAUUGGAGUAUAUAUGCUAACAAGAUAGCAGCUUUGUCUACACUUAUUGUGAUUAUUGCCAUCAACCUAGCAGUAGGAAUCCUCCCACACGUCGACAACUUUGCUCAUCUUGGAGGAUUUUUGUCCGGUUUCCUUCUUGGUUUCGUGUUCUUGAUCCGCCCUCAGUAUGGUUGGGUCAGCCAGAGAUAUGCUCCAGCUGGGUCAGUGACUUCAGCCACCCCCCGAUUCAAGCCGUACCAAUGCAUCCUUUGGGUGCUUUCUUUGAUCUUUCUUAUUGUCGGGUUCACGGUGGGGCUGGUUCUGCUCCUCCGUGGUGAGGAUCUAAACGAUCACUGCUCGUGGUGCCAUUAUCUCAGCUGCGUUCCUACUUCCAGAUGGAGCUGCAACACGCAGCCUAUCUCGUGUCAAGCUGUACAAAGUGGGAACCAGUACACAUUGACAUGCUCGAACAGCAGCAAAAGCAGGACGUAUUCACUUGUUAAUCCGACUACGACUCAAAUUCAAGGACUAUGCACUCAACUUUGUCGAUAGAUUAGUUUUAUGUGAAGUUAGGGUAGAUUACUUUGCACACUGUUUGCGGUAGAUUUGGAUUCAGAUUAGUGUGAGGUUUAUAUAAGUUUGGCAGUCGUUCAUUCAUUUGUUCAUCUCAUUUUGUGUCAUGUUAUAUGAUUGAUAUCUAUCCUUUUCUCUUAAA